AUGGCUGCAAGUGACGAAUCAAAUUAUUCUAGCAAUGAGGACGACAAUCCCAAUUUUGCUGCAAAAGCCCAGGGGCGCCUUUUGCAGUUAAAGAAGGGGCGAGAUGAGCGCAUGAAUGCUAUUGUUCAGGAGUCAGCUACGGAGAUGGACAAGUUACGCACCAGCAUCGCCAGGUUUCAGCAAGAUCGACGAGCAAAAGAAGUCCGCGCCGUUGCCAUUUCUGUGACCAGGAUUAUUGAAGCAGUAGAGCGCAGGAAAGGCAUUGAGCAGCAGAUGGAAACACUCGUUUCUCGGCUGAUGAACAAGACUCAAGAGGUUGAGAGUAUGAUAAAAAUAGGCCUUCGAGGCAGGGAAGAUGAUAUGAAGAAGACUAAAUGA
Fusarium subglutinans is the source of this 378-nucleotide messenger RNA. RefSeq names its product t-complex 1. Bases 1 to 378 code for a protein of 125 amino acids. The record is from RefSeq and is a predicted model, not a curated record. Lineage: Eukaryota; Fungi; Ascomycota; Sordariomycetes; Hypocreales; Nectriaceae. The transcript is spliced from 3 exons.